AUGCGGCUUGUUUUUCAGGCGUCAAUAAGAAAUGCGAGCUCUAAAUUGAAUCCCAGCGUCCUCAUGUCGAAGACACCUUUCUUUCGCUCUUUCCCUCUCUCCAUCUAUGUCGUGGUUCUUCAUAUCUAUCUAUCUAUCUAUCUAUCUAUCUAUCUAUCUAUCUAUCUAUCUAUCUAUCUCAGUCUAUUCAGAUCUAUCAUCUAUCUAUCUAUCUAUCUAUCUAUCUAUCUAUCUAUCUAUAUUUAUAAUCUAUCUAUCUAUCUAUCUAUCUAUCUAUCUAUCUAUCUAUCUAUCUAUCUAUCUAUCUCAGUCUAUUCAGAUCUAUCUAUCUAUCUAUCUAUCUAUCUAUCUAUCUAUCUAUCUAUCUAUCUCAGUCUAUGCCUUUCUUUUUGUCUAUCUCAGUCUGAUCCUUCCUUUCUGUCUGUCUAUCUAAGUCUAUUCCUUCCUAUCUGUUUAUCCAUCUCAGUCUCUUUCUCUCUUUCUUUCUUUCUAUCUAUCUAUCUUUCUCAGUCUCUUCACAUCUCUCUAUCUGUUCCUAUUUAUAUGAUUUUCUCUUUUGCUCUUUUGCAUCUUACUUUUCUUCCUUUUCCCGAAUUCCAUAUCACAGAAACUGGAACUCUCCCUCUCUCUCUCUCUCUCUCUCUCUCUCUCUCUGUUCAUCACUCCCUCACCUAG
Acanthosepion pharaonis is the source of this 675-nucleotide messenger RNA. The record is from the annotation of a GenBank genome assembly. NCBI's taxonomy places the organism in Eukaryota, Metazoa, Mollusca, Cephalopoda, Sepiida, Sepiidae.